AUGGUAAUGGUGCAAGCUAUAGAUGUGUCUCUUAACAAGUUCUCAAUUGAAGUUCCAGCCUCACUAUCAAGCUGCACAAACUUGCAAUAUUUGAAUCUUUCAAGGAAUUCAUUUUAUGGGCCAAUACCAACAUCAAUCACAGAACUCAAAAAUCUUUUGGACGUUGAUCUCUCCAAUAACAAUUUUUCAGGUUCAAUUCCAAUGGCUUUUGGAGAAAUGAAAACACUUCAACAUAUCAAUCUCUCUUCAAACAAAUUAACAGGAGAGGUUCCAGAGCAAGGAGUUUUUGCAACAAUUGAUGAGUCAACAAUUAUGGGAAAUCUUGGCCUUUGUGGAACAUGGAUAAAAUUAUCACCAUGCUCUCAUUCCAAGCACAAACAACCAUUAGUUAGCAAGAAGGUGAUAAUUCCUAUUGUGGUCGGCACUAGAAUUUUCAUUCUGUCUUUUCUAUUGUUUAUGUUUUCCUAUAGAUGGAGACAAAGAAAGAUUCUUGAUCUCAAAGUGUGGCCCUUACGAAUUUCAUAUGCAGAACUUGUAGAUGCAACUGAUGUCUUUAGUGAGGCAAAUCUAAUAGGAAUCGGUAGUUUUGGAUCUAUCUAUAAAGGGAUUCUAAAAAAUGGUACAAAUAUUGCUGUCAAAGUUCUCAAUUUACAAGAUGAAAAUGCUCUCCAAACUUUUAAUAGAGAAUGUAAUGAGUUAAAAAGAGUCAGGCAUCAAAAUGUUAUUAAAAUCAUUUCAACUUGUUCCAACCUUGAAUUUAAAGCAUUGGUUCUUCCAUUCAUGUCAAAUGGAAGUUUGGGGAGAUGGCUUUACCCUAAGGGAGGAGAUGAAUGUAAAUUAAAUCUGGCUGACCGAUUAAGAAUAGCAAAGGAGAUAGCACAAGGAAUGCAAUAUUUGCAUCACCAUUGCUUUGUGCAAGUCAUACAUUGUGAUAUAAAACCCAAUAAUGUGUUGUUGGGGGAUGGCAUGACUCCAUGUGUAGUAGAUUUUGGCAUUGCCAAACUUCUAUUUGGGAAUUCAAUGAAUUCAUUGACUUCUACAAAUGCACUAAAUGGAUCUAUUGGCUACAUUGCACCAGAUUAUGGAGUGGGUGGAAUGGUUUCCACAAAAGGAGAUGUAUACAGCUAUGGAGUUCUUCUUUUAUAG
Molecule: messenger RNA, 1146 nt
Organism: Cryptomeria japonica (Japanese cedar)
Lineage: Eukaryota; Viridiplantae; Streptophyta; Pinopsida; Cupressales; Cupressaceae
Product: receptor kinase-like protein Xa21
Exons: 2
Coding region: 1-1146 (381 amino acids)
Biological process (GO): protein phosphorylation
Molecular function (GO): protein binding; ATP binding; protein kinase activity
Source: RefSeq, a predicted model, not a curated record